AUGACUGACACGACUGACGCUGAAACUAAACCAGUCGCUGAAUCUUCUAAGAAAGUUGAAGAGGAUGAAGUAGUUCCUUCACAAGAAAUUCAUUUUGAGCCACUUGUUAAAUUGGACGAGGUUGAAGUUAAAACAUUAGAAGAAGACGAAGACGUUCUUUUUAAAAU
Messenger RNA from Entrophospora sp. SA101, 167 nucleotides. The record is from the annotation of a GenBank genome assembly. NCBI's taxonomy places the organism in Eukaryota, Fungi, Glomeromycota, Glomeromycetes, Entrophosporales, Entrophosporaceae.